AUGACCGAGCCUGAUAACUUCAUUAGUACCUAUGAUGAGAAAUCUAACCCCGUUGAUAUCCCAUACCCAUUGACGAAUGGUGCUCCCAUGCAUCCCAGCGAAGUCAUCAGGAUUCACAACAAAGGCGAACUCUUCUUUCGCUGCGCCCAUGGAAUGAUUUGCGAGGCUUGGCAAAUAAAUCACCGAUGUGGAUUCUACGUCAAGCUAAACGAUAUUUAUGGCCCGUUGCACCAAGCACACCAGCUGAAAGCUUCCCGCACAAUGGAGCCUUAUCCUUCUCCCCCUCAGUCUCGGAAGCGGCCCUCCUCCUUGAUGGAACUUCCCAAUACACCCACGAAACGCUCCAAGAAGAUUGGAAAACAAACGGCCAAGAAUACCAUUCCAACGCCCUUCCCCGUUGAUCCCAAUCCUCCUUCAACCAGUUAUCCUAAAGGGUCCUAUUAUCUACUCCCUCCAUUUGAAGACAAUGGAUUUCUGUAA
This is a messenger RNA of Lentinula edodes (shiitake mushroom), 480 nucleotides long. RefSeq lists its product as uncharacterized. The record is from RefSeq and is a predicted model, not a curated record. The transcript has 4 exons. Lineage: Eukaryota; Fungi; Basidiomycota; Agaricomycetes; Agaricales; Omphalotaceae. Bases 1 to 480 code for a protein of 159 amino acids.